This is a messenger RNA of Saprolegnia diclina VS20, 2092 nucleotides long. RefSeq lists its product as hypothetical. NCBI's taxonomy places the organism in Eukaryota, Oomycota, Saprolegniomycetes, Saprolegniales, Saprolegniaceae. The record is from RefSeq and is a predicted model, not a curated record. The transcript has a single exon. The coding region runs from base 16 to 2034 and encodes 672 amino acids.
CUUCUUUCCCAGAGGAUGGCGCGUCGCACGUGGCUGCCACUGGCGGUCGUCGCGGCGGCCGUGAGUGCCGAUCUCCUCCUCGGCGUCCUCGUGCCGUCGCUGAGCGACACGCAGCUGCAAAACGCAGUGCACAGCGCUAUCGCAGACGCAAGUGCUGCAUUCCUCUUCAACCAGUCAGUGACGCCCAUAUUCCUCGAGACGCGCUGCUCGGACGCGGGUGCGCUCGCCGCGUGGCGCCAUCUGCCCAACGUCAGCGCCAUUUUGGGGCCGAUUUGUGCGGCGUCGUCGUGCGCGCUCGUCGACUCCCUCCUCCAGCUCGAGCGCCCGGCGGUCGUGCAUGUCAACUACGGCUGUAGCAGCUAUUCCUGUGCGUCUGGUGCCAGUGCGACAACGUUGCAGAUCGCACCGAGCGAUGAGCACAAGCUCCGCGCCGUGGCCGCGCUUGCAUCCCACUAUGGUCAGUCGAGUGCAGAGAUCGCGUACGUCAUUUCGACGUCCAGCUCGUUUUAUCCGCUGUUGCCGCUCUUGUUGAAUGCCAGUGCGGGGACGGCGAGCCUGCUCUACGUGUACGACACCCCGUCGUCGCUCAGCAGCGUCUUGACGCUCGUGCAAACGACGCAGCCCCAGCUGUCGAUGCUGGUUUUUGACGGCGCCGAAACGUCACCAGCGUCCAACGUCGCGUUUGUUGCGGCCGCCAACACCAUCUUUGCCGCUACCGUCGGUCUCGUCUUUGUGGGCUUGAGCAUCGACGUCAAGAUGCUCAAAAUGGUGUCACCAACGCCCUUGACCAUCACCGUGCUCUCCAUAUCGAUGCCCUCUUUGAAUAUUGCGACUAGUAACGUUUCUCUCGGGCCGCCAUUGUCGUGGUCAUCCGCCUCGAUCGCGACCUCAUCGACAACCUCAACAGUCAAUCUCUUGUUCGACGCCACAUACGCGUACCUGCGGUACCAAGCCAAUAAUGACGUGUCGUCGUCCGCGCCGUUUCUCGGUCGGACAGGCCUCGUGACGUAUUUACCCGGCACAUACAUGCGAACCCCGGCUUUUGACCUGCACGUGCUCGUCGCUAGCACGCUCGCGACGGUCGGCAACUUUAGCUACCAAAAAACAUCCGGAAGUAUGGUCUACACGCCGAUUUCAAUCAACUUCAACUGGGCGCCCGUCACAUGGUCCGCGACAAAUUCGUCGUCGCUCUUGCCGUACGGCCCCGCAGUGCUCGGCGUGAUUUGCAUUCUGAGUGCGUGCAGCUUUAUCUUGCUCGUGCGCAUGUUCUUCUCGCAGAGCUGCCUCGCCGCGCGCGUCUUUACGGGCUUUUCCAAGCAGGAAAAAAGCGGAAUCGAAGACCCGACGCAGACGCAAAUGGUGGUCACGAACCUCGAGAAGCGCGCGGCCGAGCGCCGCGUCCAGCUCGUGCUCGGCCUCCAAACGCUGCUGGACAUGACACAGCUCAUUACGGAGCUAAUUGCGUACUUUGUCUACGUCAUGGUGUACGACACCAAUGUCGUGCGCAUCGCGCUCUACUCGAUAGGCCUCGGCGUCGAACUCGCGUCGCUCCCGUCGCUCCUCAUGCUGCGCGUGCCCAUCUUUUUCCGCCACUCGCCGUGGGCGUGGGUGCUCAACACGAUCAAAAUCAAGCCGACCGAGACCGGGCCGGCGCUCGGCCCCGGCGAGCCGUCCGUCAUGAUCCGAAAGCACGUUCAUGGACGGCAGAGCAUGGUCACGACACUGGUCGCGCUCCAAGUGUCGCUGGGGCAUUUGCAGCAAGAGCAUCUCGAGGUGGCCAACUCGCUCCUCCGCCUCUGGCUCCAGGAAGUCCCGCUGCUCUGCCUCAACAUUUACUAUGUGUUUGCGUUCGACAGCAGCGUGCAGUACCGCACGUCGAUCGUCGUCGCUUGCUGCGUCGACUUUGUCGCGCUCGGGUUCAAGACGCACCUCGUUCACCGCCUCACCGAGCUCUACGUGGCACAACGCGGCGUGCACUUUGACAUUCAAAUGGCCAAGCUCGAGUCCAAACAGCGCCGGUCGUCGUAUACUUAGUCGUCCUAUUUCGCGUUGUCAACAUUCGGUUUGUCAAGAAAAUAUUGUCUCUAGUCCA